This is a messenger RNA of Nerophis ophidion (straightnose pipefish), 3879 nucleotides long. RefSeq names its product endonuclease 8-like 1. The transcript is spliced from 6 exons. Lineage: Eukaryota; Metazoa; Chordata; Actinopteri; Syngnathiformes; Syngnathidae. The record is from RefSeq and is a predicted model, not a curated record. The coding region runs from base 1084 to 1548 and encodes 154 amino acids.
UCUAGCUCCAUCCUAUCUUGCCGAUUGUAUUGUACCAUAUGUCCCGGCAAGAAAUCUGCGUUCAAAAGACUCCGGCUUAUUAGUGAUUCCUAGAGCCCAAAAAAAGUCUGCGGGCUAUAGAGUGUUUUCCGUUCGGGCUCCAGUACUCUGGAAUGCCCUUCCGGUAACAGUUGGAGAUGCCACCUCAGUAGAAGCAUUUAAGUCUCACCUUAAAACUCAUCUGUAUACUCUAGCCUUUAAAUAGACCUCCUUUUUAGACCAGUUGAUCUGCCGCUUCUUUUCUUUCUCCUAUGUCCCCCCCUCCCUUGUGGAGGGGGUCCGGUCCGAUGACCAUGGAUGAAGUACUGGCUGUCCAGAGUCGAGACCCAGGAUGGACCGCUCGUCGGGACCCAGGAUGGACCGCUCGCCUGUAUUGGUUGGGGACAUCUCUACGCUGCUGAUCCGCCUCCGCUUGAGAUGGUUUCCGCCUCCGCUUGAGAUGGUUUCCUGUGGACGGGACUCUCGCUGCUGUCUUGGAUCCGCUUGAACUGAACUCUCGCGGCUGUGUUGGAGCCACUAUGGAUUGAACUUUCACAGUAUCAUGUUAGACCCGCUCCACAUCCAUUGCUUUCGGUCCCCUAGAGGGGGGGGGGUUGCCCACAUCUGAGGUCCUCUCCAAGGUUUCUCAUAGUCAGCAUUGUCACUAGCGUCCCACUGGAUGUGAAUUCUCCCUGCCCACUGGGUGUGAGUUUUCCUUGCCCUUUUGUGGGUUCUUCCGAGGAUGUUGUAGUCGUAAUGAUUUGUACAGUCCUUUGAGACAUUUGUGAUUUGGGGCUAUAUAAAUAAACAUUGAUUGAUUGAUUGAUUUAUAUAGUAUUGGAGUGUCGAAAUGACAAAAGGAAAAGCUGGAAAACGAUGAAGAAGAACUGGUAAAGAAGUGGAAUCAAAUAAAAGAUCAAGAAGGACUGUAAAGUUGCUGAGUAGACUGGUAUAGUGGUGGUGCAUUAAACUGGCAGCAGAUAUAAUAUGUGAUACUUUCUUUUUCUUCCUGCAGUCAUCCCGUCCUGCAGCAUGCACCUAUGUGAAUGUGGAGAAUGACCAGCAAUGUCCAAGUUGAACAUUCCACCCUUUGUGCCUGCCCGGACUGUGCUGGAAGGCCUCGAGUCAGAGGAUGCGUGUGAAGACAAGAAAGCUGUAAAAAAGGAGAUCCAUAGCAAAAAGGGAGCCAAAAAGGACAAAAUGGAAGAGGAGAAUACAGACCUGCUCAGACUUUGCCACACAGUACCGCUGGAGGUGGUGAACUUAGGUGGGAAAGGUUACGAUCCAGAGAAGAAAGACUACUCAGGUUUUGAGGCCUGGUUGCAGUGUUACUAUGUGGAUGGAAUGAAGUCUGUACGCGACCACAAUGGCAGGACUAUGUGGUUCAAAGGCGAUCCAGGUCCUAUGGCUCCUAAAGAAUCAAAGUCUCCAAAGGCCAAAAAGAGAAAAGAUACAGAUGCAGACCAUGAUUACCCCCGCAAGAAAAAGAUAUAUUCAGUAGGUAAUCACCACCAGCACAUAGAAAUCUAACCCCAUUGUGGCUGUACUUCAGGUGUCCAGGAAACACAACUCUGACAGCACAGUGAAGAAAAAAGCAGCCAAAAAGCCCACAAAAGCAGCAAAGGAAGAAGAAAAUGGACCUCAAGAAGAAGCCACACCCAGAAGAAGAUCAGCAAACACACCUCAGCAAGAACCGAAAUCCACGUCAGGCAGGAGGAAAAAGAACAAUACAGAGCCAGCUGCAGGUCUGAUUCUAAUAAUACUCCCAUUUUCUGAAAAUAUUAAGAGCCUGAUCUUUGAGGAUCCAAUUCCCACACACUUAUCUGUGUGCGCAAACUAUAAAAUUGCAUGUACUGUUGGUGGACGUGUUGUAUGUGAUCUACUUUGUGCAAUUGAUAGCAGCAAAAGUGGCACAGAUCACCCUAUUUUUGUGUACUAGAAGCAUUAUGUGCCCUUGGAAACACUUCUUUCCCUCUACAUUCAUGUUAUUAUGCUCUCCACACUGGAGGGGGGCUUAUAUUAGAUUAUAGCACAUAUCGAUCAUCUAACACCUUUUCUGCAAUAUAGAAUCACAGUAUGUAUACUAUUUGCAGCAGGAAUGAUCAAACUGCAUAUUGCAAGACAUUUUUUUUAGGAGUUAUACUAAAUACAAAAAAAAAAAACGCAACGCUUUUGUUCUUGUUCCCAAUUUAAAUGAACUCAAAGAUCGAAAACUUUGACUAUAAACACAAAAUACCUGUUCCUCUCAAAUAUUGUUCACAAAUCUGUAUACAUUUGUUAGUGAGCAUUUUUUCUUUGCCAAGAUAAUCCAUCCCACCUGACAGGUGUGCCUUGAGCUGUCCAAAAUAAAAGGCCACUGUGAAAUGUGCAGUUUUAUCACACAACACAAUGCUUCAGAUGUCGCACGUUUUGAGGGAGCGUGCAGUAGGCAUGCUGACUGCAGCAAUGUCCACCAGAGCUGUUGCCCGUCAAUUAAAUGUUUAUUUCUCCGCCAUAAGAAUAGAAUAGAAUAGAAAGUACUUUAUUGAUCCCUGGGGGAAAUUCAGCACCACAGUUCGCUCACAAUAAACAAUGAUAAUAAUAAAUAAUAUAAUAUAUAUGAAUAAUAUAAAUAUAUUCUACAUUUAAGUGCAGUCAAGGAACAUAUGCAUUAUACAGUCUGAUGGCUGUCGGUGUGAAGGACCUCCUGUGUCGUUCCGUGUUGCAUUUUGGGAGUCUGAGCCUUCCACUGAAGGUGCUCAUUCUCUCUGCAAGGUCCGAGUGUAGUGGGUGGGAGGUGUUGUCCAUAAUGGCUAGGAGUUUUGCUAGACUUCUCUCUGACACCACCGCCAGAGAGUCCAGCUCCACUCCCAUCUUGUUACUGGCCUUCUCUACCAACUUGUCCAGUCUGUAUGUGUCCCUCACUCUCAGCCCACUGCCCCAGCAGGCCACGGCGUACAAGAGGGCGCCUGCCACCAGCGACUCGUAGAACAUCUUCAACAUCUUUGUACAGACGUUGAAGGAUCCUAGCCUCCAAAGGAAAUAUAGAUUCGGCUCUGUCCCUUCUUGUAGAGGGCCUCAGCGUGUUUUGACCCAUUCAGCUUGUUGUCCAUGUGUACUCCGAGGUAUUUAUAAUCCUCUACCAUGUCCACAUCCACCCCCUUGAUGGAAAGAGGGGUCGCCAGAGUACUCCUCCUCCUUCCCAGGUCCACAACCAGCUCCUUGGUCUCCGUAACAUUGAGCUGGAGGUGGUUCUUUCCACACCAUGUGACAAAGUCCUCCACCAGUGUCCUGUAUUCCUCGUCAUCACCUUCCUCAAUACACCCCACUAUCGCAGAGUCAUCAGAAAACUUCUGAAGGUGGCAGGACUCUGACUGAUAGUGGAAAUGGGUGGUGUAAAUGGUGUAGAGGAAGGGGGAAGAGUACUGUAGCCUCCGGGGCCCCGGUGUUGCUGACCAGCCUGUCAGACACACAGUCCUGCAGUCGCAUAUACUGUGGUCUGUCAGUCAGGUAAUCUACAACCCAGGACACCAAGGGGGCCUCCACCUGCAUCUUCUCCAACUUCACACCCAGUAGCCCAGGCCGUUUAGUAUAAGCCGCCUCCAAAGGUGUUUCAGAGAAUUUGGCAAUACAUCCAACUGGCCUCACAGCCGCAGACCAUAUUGAUUGGCUGAGACCUGCCACCCGGACAGCUGCUACAACAAUUGGUUUGCUUAACCAUAGCAUUUCUGCACAAACUGUAAGAAACUACCAUGAAUUGAUUAACGUGGACCCCGACUUAAACAAGUUGAAAAACAUAUUGGGGUGUUACCAAUUAGUGGUCAAUUGUACGGAAUAUGUACUGAACUGUGCAAUCUACUAAUAAAAGUAUCAAUCAAUCAA